CGUAAGUGAGACGGAACUGAGCCGAGACGACCAUCGAACACAGCUGUAGAUAUCCAUCAAAAAAAUAUCGACAAAUCAGCUGAAAAAAAAUCGGCUAAAAGUAGCCGACAUAUAUCGGUAUAUCGCCGAAAAUCACACAUCUCUACUUGUCCGUACUUUGAGAGUUUGAACUUAAAAAACCGCACCUACCUUUGCUACCUGUUUAGACGAUAAGCCGAAAAGUGUUUAUAAUCUUAUCCUUAAUAAUUUCGUAUGAAGUUUUCGCUUUUUGUUGUAUUCAGCGAUCAACUUAUAAAUACAUUGGACCAUGGAAAAAAAUAAAGUGACGAAGCUAUCGAAGCUUCGUGAAUUAAUGGCGAAAGUGGAAUUUGAGGGUAUGCAACGGAAGGGCGUUCAAGCUUUUAUCGUCAAAUCCGAAGAUGCACAUUUAUCAGAAUAUAUAAUGGAUCGCGAUAAGCGGCGAGAAUAUAUUUCAGGUUUUCGGGGUUCAUAUGGUACUGCUAUAAUUACCGAAAAUAAAGCAGCGCUUUGGACAGAUGGUCGAUACUAUGCACAAGCCUCGUCAGAAUUAUAUCCACCGGAAGACUGGAUUCUUAUGAAAGACGGUACAAUCGGUACACCAAGUCAAGACGAAUGGUUAAAAUCAGUAUUACCUCUGAAAUCUACAAUUGCAGUGGAUCCUACUCUCAUCAGUUAUUCCAAUUGGGCUCAACUACAAUUAUCUCUCACAGAAGCUGGCCAUUUUCUAUAUCCUAUUAAACAAAAUUUAAUUGAUGAACUAUGGGGAGAUGAGCAGCCCCCCUCGACAUUAAAUCCAGUCCUUCCACAACCAUUUAUAUACACUGGUAAAAAAGCAGGAGAAAAAAUUGCAAAGUGUCGAAAAGAAAUGAUCAAAAGUCAAACUGAUAUUCUUGUAAUAACUGCUCUCGAUGAAAUUGCAUACUUAUUGAAUUUACGUGGUUCAGACAUUCCUUAUAAUCCAGUCUUUUUUGCUUAUGUCAUUAUCACAAUUACCGAAGUGCAUUUUUUUAUUGAUGAAAGUAGAUUGACUGCUGAAGCCAAACAACAACUUUGCAAUGAACAUGUUAAUGUGACUUACCACCCAUACAGUCAUGUUACGACUGUUUUAAAAGAACUAUCUUUUAGUGUAAUACGUGGACAAACCGACACUGCUGAUAAAAUAUGGAUCCAUAACGAUGCUAACUAUGCUUUACAUCAAGCAUGUGGCGAUGUUCGAAGACAUUUUCAGGUUACACCAGUAAGACUGAUGGUAAUUGUGAAAAAUGAUGUUGAAAUUGAAAAUAUGAAGAAAGCUCAUUUAAGAGAUUCUGUCGCACUUGUCAAAUAUUUUUCUUGGCUAGAAGAUAAAAUAGUAACUAAAUCGGUACCAUCAAUUACCGAAGUUACUGGUGCUGAUCAACUGGAAAAAUUUCGUCGAGAACAAGAAAACUUCGUGGGUUUAAGCUUUGAGACAAUUUCUGCUGUAGGAGCACAUGGUGCUAUUAUUCAUUACUCACCAAAUAAAAAGACUGAUGUUCCAAUUACUGAUCAGGAAAUUUAUUUGUGUGAUUCAGGCGCUCAGUAUUAUGAUGGUACAACUGACGUUACGAGGACAUUUCAUUUUGGCAUUCCAACUGACUUUGAACGAGAGUGCUUUACCCGUGUUUUCAAAGGUCAAACUGCACUAGCAUCUGCGACUUUUCCUAUUAUGAUUAAAGGAAACUAUCUUGAUACUUUGGCACGAAAAAGUCUUUGGGAUGUUGGAUUGCAUUACCUUCAUGGGACUGGCCAUGGUGUUGGAGCAUACUUAAACGUCCAUGAGUCCCCAACUGGUAUCUCAUGGCGACCGUAUCCCGAUGACCCUGGCGUUCAACCUGGAAUGUUUUUAUCCAAUGAGCCUGGAUUUUAUGAAGACGGAAAGUUUGGUAUUCGCUUAGAAAAUGUGAUGUGUACUACCGAAGCCACCACGCGUUACAGCCACCGUGAUCUUCAAUUUCUUAAGUUUGAGACAGUGACUUUUGUUCCCAUCCAGACCAAGCUUCUUGACGUUUCGUUACUAACAAAUGAAGAGAUCGAUUUCCUGAAUCAUUAUCAUCGCCAAUGUUGGGACCUUCUCAAAACACGUCUUCAGGGUACUGAAAAUAUCCAAGCAUUGGAAUGGCUACGGAAAGAAACAAAACCUAUAUCUAAGGAGUGAAAAAAAAAUUGUUUUCAUUUAUUCAUCCAGAUUUGGGUGGAACAUUAUUAUCUCGAAUUCAAAAAGUAAUGAAUAUAAAAACAGAUAAA
This is a messenger RNA of Aphidius gifuensis, 2286 nucleotides long. RefSeq names its product xaa-Pro aminopeptidase ApepP. The record is from RefSeq and is a predicted model, not a curated record. The coding region runs from base 308 to 2197 and encodes 629 amino acids. The transcript has 6 exons. Gene Ontology annotation, molecular function: metalloaminopeptidase activity. Lineage: Eukaryota; Metazoa; Arthropoda; Insecta; Hymenoptera; Braconidae.